Messenger RNA from Rattus rattus (black rat), 5190 nucleotides. It is a transcript of the gene Senp6, whose product is annotated as SUMO specific peptidase 6. Gene Ontology annotation, cellular component: cytoplasm; nucleus. The transcript is spliced from 24 exons. Bases 217 to 3624 code for a protein of 1135 amino acids. Gene Ontology annotation, biological process: protein desumoylation; regulation of kinetochore assembly; regulation of spindle assembly. The record is from RefSeq and is a predicted model, not a curated record. Gene Ontology annotation, molecular function: SUMO-specific endopeptidase activity. NCBI's taxonomy places the organism in Eukaryota, Metazoa, Chordata, Mammalia, Rodentia, Muridae.
AAACCCAGGCCGUGGGCCUCACCGCCUCCCGUCAGCCCGCGACAGGCCCGCUUUUGUGUGGGGGCCCGGCCGGCGGGGAGCGCCCCUCGCGGACGGUCGAGCCCGAGGCCCGCCACCCUGCGGCUGCUACCCUCCCGACGUGCGGCCCCCAUUCCCCGCGAGCACCGCGGCGGUGCCGGCCAUGGAGUAAGAAGGAGGCGGCGUGGGAGGAGGAAGAUGGCGGCGGGCAAGAGCGGUGGCAGCGCUGGGGGUGUUUUCCUGAAAGCUUUGGCUAGAUCAGAAUCUAAGAGGGAUGGAGGCUUUAAAAAUAAUUGGAGCUUUGAUCAUGAAGAAGAAAGUGAAGGAGAUGCAGAUAAAGAUGGGGCAAAUCUACUCAGUGUAGAAGAUGAGGAUUCUGAAACCUCAAAAGGAAAAAAGUUAAAUCGGAGAUCUGAAAUUGUUGCUACUAGUUCUGGUGAUUUUAUCUUGAAGACUUAUGUAAGGCGAAACAAGACUGACGGCUUUAAAACUUUGAAAGGCAACGCAAUUGGACUUAACAUGUUAAGCAACAAUAAGAAACUGAGUGAAAACACACAAGCUACGGCGUUAUGUUCUGGAACUGUAGUUCAUGGUAGACGCUUCCAUCAUGCUCACGUACAGAUGCCAGGCAUCAAAACGGCAGCUCAGAGCAAUCAGGACCGAAAAGAAAGGAAAGAAUACCCACCUCAUGUCCACAAAGCCGAAAACAACCCUGUAAUGUUAAGUCAUGGCCAAGGUGGAGACCAUGUAAUGAAGAAAACUGAAGAUUCAGAAUCAUAUGUAGAACCUGAAGUUAGGAGGAAAGUACAGCAGAAACGGCACUGUAGCACUUACCAGCUUUCUCCUCUGUCCCCUGCCUCAAAGAAGUGUCUGACCCAUUUCGAGGUUUCUGAACAGCGUGAAUGUUGCCCAAAAUGCGGAAAAGAAAAAGAAAAUCAAACCAGAUGCCAAAGUUGUGGUAUUGUUUUUCAUAAUGAUUUACAAAGAAAUUGCCGACAAGCAGUAACUUUGAAUGAAUCUACUGGACCAUUGCUAAGAACAUCAAUUCAUCAGAACUCUGGAGGACAGAAAUCACAAAACACAGGAUUAACAGCUAAGAAGUUUUAUGGGAACAGUGUGGAUAAGAUUCCAAUUGAUAUUUUGCUCACCUGUGAUGGUAGCAGACAUAAUUACAUACAGACAAAUGGGAAAGUCAUUUUACCUGGAGGAAAAAUACCUAAAAUCACAAACCCGAAAGAACGAAAAACAAGCGUGUCAGAUUUAAACGAUCCAAUCAUUUUGUCCAGUGAUGACGAUGACGACGACGACAGGACUAAGAGAAGAGAGAGCACGUCCCCGCAGCCUGCCGACUCAGCAUGCUCCUCCCCAGCACCUUCUACUGGGAAAGUUGAAGCCGCACUGAAUGCAAAUACGUGCAGAGCAGAGCAGGAACCUAGAAGUAGUCCCGCAGAGUCUGAGUUAAAUACCGUUGUCAUACCAAGAAAAGCAAGAAUGAAGGACCAGCUUGGUAAUUCCAUCAGCACACCUCUAAAACGUCGUAAAGUAAACACUCAUGGAACUUUAAUUCCCGUUCCAUCUUUAAGCUGCCAAGACUUUGGCAGUGUCAUUUUAAACUGCCGAAGUAUACGAGUUGGAACACUCUUCCGACUGUUGGUAGAGCCUGUAAUUUUUUCUUUAGAGUUAAUCAAGAUACGUCUAGAUGGACCAGAUUCUGUAGAGAUUAUUUUAAAUACCUCUGAUCUAACUAAAUGUGAAUGGUGUAAUGUCCGCAAAUUACCAGUAGUGUUUCUCCAGGCAAUACCAGCAGUUUAUCAGAAGCUGAGCAUGCAGCUGCAGAUGAGCAAAGAAGAUAAAGUUUGGAAUGAUUGUAAAGGAAUAAACAGGAUAACGAGUUUAGAAGAACAGUACAUUAUUUUAAUUUUUCAAACUGGCCUUGAUCAUCAGGCAGAUGUGGUCUUUGAAAGUAUCAUUACUGACAUUGGUAUAAGAAAUAAUGUUUGCAACUUUUUUGCAAAAAUUCCUUUUGAAGAAGCCAACAGCAGACUUGUUGCCUGUACAAGAAGCUAUGAAGAGAGCAUCAAAGGAAACUGUGUGCAAAAAGAGAACAAAGUGAAAACUGUGUCCUUUGAAUCUAAAAUACAACUUAGAAGCAAACAAGAAUUGCAGUUUUUUGAUGAUGAAGAAGAAGCUGGAGAGAGCCAUACAAUCUUCAUUGGCCCUGUAGAAAAAUUGAUAGUAUAUCCACCACCUCCAGCCAAGGGAGGCAUUUCUGUUACUAAUGAGGACCUGCACUGUCUGAGUGAAGGCGAGUUUUUAAAUGAUGUUAUUAUCGACUUUUAUUUGAAAUACUUGGUGCUUGAAAAACUGAAGAAAGAAGAUGCUGACCGAAUUCAUAUAUUCAGUUCUUUUUUCUAUAAACGCCUUAAUCAGAGAGAGAGGAGAAAUUCUGAGACAACUAAUCUGUCGAUACAACAAAAACGGCAUGGGAGAGUGAAAACAUGGACCCGGCAUGUAGAUAUUUUUGAGAAGGAUUUUAUUUUUGUACCCCUUAAUGAAGCUGCACAUUGGUUUUUGGCUGUUGUUUGUUUCCCUGGUUUGGAAAAACCAAAAUAUGAACCUAAUCCUCAUUACCAUGAAAAUGCAGUCAUGCAAAAACCUUCACGUGCAGAGGACAGUUAUGUUUCUUCUGCCAGUGAGGUGGAUGCUUGUUCACAGAACUCUGCUGCCAAGCCUGUGAUUAAGAAGAUGCUACACAGAAAGCAUUGCUUAGCUGUAACCGAUUCGAGUGCUGCACAGGAAGACAGUGAGCCUUGUUACCGGAGAAACGCAUACAGUGUGAAGUGUAGCAUGAAAAAAAAAAAUCAUGCUGUCCAUGAAAAUGAAGAACCAAGCAACGGAGAAUCUGCAUGCCAGGAAAUUUCUGAUAGAACUGAAAGUGAGAAUGGCCUCCAGGAUGAAUGCUUAAAUUCUGCACAUCAUCCAGAUGCCUUAAGCAAAAUCAGACUAAACUAUGGUGAUCAGUCAGCAGAAGGUGGAAAACUGCUUGAAGAUGAGCUCAUUGACUUCUCAGAAGAUCAGGAUGACCCGGAUGAUAGCAGCGAUGACGGACUCCUUGCUGAUGAAAACUACAAUUCAGAAAUAGGACAGUGGCAUUUAAAGCCUACUGUCUGCAAACAACCUUGUAUUCUACUUAUGGACUCACUCAGAGGCCCUUCUCGGUCAAAUGUUGUCAAAAUUCUAAGAGAGUAUUUAGAAGUGGAAUGGGAGGUUAAAAAAGGAAGCAAAAGAAGUUUUUCCAAAGAUGUUAUGAAAGGGUCCAACCCAAAGGUUCCACAGCAGAACAACUUCAGUGACUGCGGUGUGUAUGUACUGCAGUACGUAGAGAGCUUUUUUGAGAAUCCAAUACUAAAUUUUGAGCUCCCUAUGAAUUUGGUGAACUGGUUUCCUCCCCCCAGAAUGAAAACAAAAAGAGAAGAGAUCCGAAACAUAAUUUUGAAGCUGCAGGAAGAGCAGAGUAAAGAGAAGAGGCUGCUGAGGGACACCUCCUCAGCGGAGACAUCCUUAGGGGAAGGGGCGGAGCAGUACGCCAGCAGUGUCUCAGAGUGACAGGGGCUGGGCCUCGAAGGGUCGCCUUCUGCAGGACACAGCAUUCACUUUCGGGUGUCGACAGUAAAGAGCUAGAGUGCUCACUACUCAGAGACUUGGGGUGAUAAAGCCUGUACAGAUGUCAUAAGUGAUUUCCAAAGGAGUGUGUAUUAAGUAAAAGUCUGUAAAUAUGUUAAUGAGGCCAACUUUUCCAACAUUUAUAAUUAUUUUUUUCACUUUUAGGAAGCCUUUGUUAUGUAUUUUCUGUUAAUAGUACUAAAACUGCAACUUCUAAACACAAAUAAAUAAAAUAUUUAUAGGAGGAAAUGAUUAAUUUGAUAUUCUUUAGUGAACUUGCAUAAUUCCUCAGUGUGAUUUUUAUUUCAUGGGAAUAGAAGUAUCUAUGAUUUUUUUUUUAACCUUUGUUCUAAAGUAGUAAAAAAUGUGAAAAUAUAAUUGUUAAAGACAUUUUAAACUAAAAGUGCAUCUUUAUAUGCUUGCAUAGCAAGAAAAAUUAAUAUCUUUUCAAUUCAUGCUUCAUCUGUUCAGAGAACCCCCAAAAUAUAGUAACUAUAAUUUUACACAAAUACUUAAACGCCAUUAAGAGCAGUCAAAGAUAGUGCGCCUUGACUUCUAGUGAAGCGUCCCUGCCCCAGCACCCCUGCAGCUCAGGCGAAAGCCAUCCUGCAGGUGCAGCUCGAGUCUCGGAGCCCAGGAUUACCUUUGCAGUUUAUCUUCCAGUGUGUGCGAUGGGACUAGUUAGGAACAUUGUUAAUCUGUGUGAACACAGGGUUUCAAGUAGGAAUUUAUUUUCUGUAUCUUUUGCUAUUUUUCAUUAUUUUCUCCUCAUUGUUUUGAUAAAGUACCAGACAUUUUGCUUGGGUUUUUCUGAGUAAAUUAUUUUAAAAUGCAAACAUACUCUGUUUAAUUGCAUAUUGCAGCAGAAACUCUCGUUUUCAGUUUUCUGUUGAAGGAGUUGAGGAAAUAUGGGGUUGGGCCUGCCUGGAGUUCAGUGGUGCAGUGCAGGGUUAACACGCGGGAGGCCCCUUGUUUAAUCCCAUGUAGCAAAUAAAAUAGAAAAAUGUGAAGUUUUGAUGCUACAUUUGUAAUCCAUGUGGAGUUCUUGUGUAUAUUUCCAGUUAAGUAUAAGACUUAAAAUAUGUAUUUUAAGCCAUUUUUGUUAGUGAUUUUUAAAUGCCCAUACAACAACAACAACAACAGAAAGUUGAGAAUAAAAGGCCACUUUGUCAGCAGAUACUUUAUUUUUAAUGUGGCCAUCUCUGGCACUGUGAGCCACGAUUUAGACGGUUAGUGGGUUUAGUAAUCAGGGAGUUCUAAGUGGGUGAGGAUGUUAAUGACAAGCCAGACUGCAGUGACAGCCGAACUGAGUGUAAGGAGAAGCCACCUUGCUGCGACGUGUUUUCUUUUUCUACCCUGACCCAUCUUAAUUUUCUUACUUCCGAUUACUUCUUUUUAGUAAGACUUUACAACUGCUUAAAUAUGUUUUCUAAUUUAUUUAUAACUGAAAGCGCCAACAUGCUUUUAUUCUCUACUGAAGUUAAGACCAAAAAAGAAAAAGGGAGGAAU